AUGACCUCCUAUCUUCGCAACUGGCUCUACAGCGGGACAUCCUCUGCCGAGCCUGAAACCCCUCCGGUUCCCACUUUCCAGACAUUUUCCCCUCCUGCUUCAGACGACGGAGAGGGCGAAGACACGGAAACGGAACAGCAAGAUGACGACACCCCACCCGCAUUUCCUAGUCUGAACAGCGCCCAGAGGGUGCAGUCUGCUAAGAUGCCGGGUUUCUUGAGCGAUUCAGAGCGUAUGCCUCCCCCGCCGGUGCCCUCGCUCUCUGUACGGCGGCCCGGCGUUCCCAAUCCACCCUCAAGUGGCUCAUCGCUCCUGGUGCCCACUACAACCACAAAACCUCCACCGAAACCCUCUAAAAAGGCAGGUGGGAAGGUUGCGCUGUCUCCGGGACACAGCCCUCUAGAUUGGGCGGCUCUGAAGUCCUCUGGGGCAGAUCUAAGAGGCGUUGACAGCUUGAUGCGUAUACCUCCUUCUGUUCUAAAGAAACAUAACAAGCGUGAUGAUGCUUGGUCGGCGUUCAAUGGAAAGGUUUACAAUAUGACUGCGUAUCUACCAUUUCAUCCAGGCGGGGAAAGAGAGCUGAUGCGUGUUGCUGGGAGGGACGGAACUCAACUUUUCGCUUCCACCCAUGCUUGGGUUAAUGUUGAUUUCAUGCUAGACUCGUGUUUGGUUGGGUUCCUAGUUCCCGAACCGCCUUCCCCUUGA
This is a messenger RNA of Psilocybe cubensis, 705 nucleotides long. RefSeq lists its product as uncharacterized. Gene Ontology annotation, molecular function: heme binding. The record is from RefSeq and is a predicted model, not a curated record. Bases 1 to 705 code for a protein of 234 amino acids. The transcript is spliced from 3 exons. Lineage: Eukaryota; Fungi; Basidiomycota; Agaricomycetes; Agaricales; Agrocybaceae.